Molecule: messenger RNA, 447 nt
Organism: Phytophthora sojae
Lineage: Eukaryota; Oomycota; Peronosporomycetes; Peronosporales; Peronosporaceae
Exons: 1
Coding region: 1-447 (148 amino acids)
Source: RefSeq, a predicted model, not a curated record
AUGGCGCUAACGAAGCUGACUGUCGAUUUUGUUCCGAAGGACUCCGUGGCCUACAGUACGAGCGAGAGCACGUACCUGUGCAUGACGCUGACUGCUUGCUCUACUUGGAAACCAGCGAAUUCGGUCUCUUGGCAGAACCUGCCAGUGAGCAAGUUCGUGAUGUUUUAUACGACAGACACCUGCCGCACCGCAGGCAAGUUCUACUACAUCUCGGAAGUUGGACAGGUGAACGGCACCCACAGCUUUCGGAGCCCGCAAGCGAUUCGGUCGUUUAUGAUCGGGGAAAACGACUACGGACGUCGACCAUCGUUCAUCCGCAAUGCCUGCAACUAUGCCAUGGAGCGCGUUUUUACCACGGACGAUGAGAACAACUCAAUGUCCAGUAAUGAGAUCACGUGGAUCACUGGAGGUUUGUCCACAAACUGGUCCGAUCCUGUUCCGACAUAG